AUCCAAUGUGACACCCAAAAAAUUUUCAUCCCCAAUCUAAACAGGCCCUUAAGGCCCGCCACACACUCUCUCUCCUCCCCCCGUCUCGUCUCUCAACAGCAGCACUCAUCAUCAUACCUUUGCUAGCCUACCCAUGGACGCGGCGGCCAUCGCCGGGCAGCAGGCGAGGCGCCGGAUCCGGCCGCCGGAGCCACUCGUGAUGGCCGCGGCGCCGCCGACGCCCGCGGCGUUCCGGUGCCCGAUCUCGCUGGAGGUGAUGCGGUCGCCCGUCAGCCUCCCCACCGGCGCCACGUACGACCGCGCGUCCAUACAGCGCUGGCUGGACUCCGGCCACCGCACCUGCCCGGCCACGCGGCUGCCGCUGGCGUCCACCGACCUGGUCCCGAACCUGCUGCUGCGCCGCCUCAUCCACCUGCACGCCGCCACGCUGCCGCCCUCCCCGUCGCCCGAGGAGGUGCUGUCGCAGCUCGCUGCCGCGGACGCGGACGGGGAGCCCGCGGCCGCGGAGAAGGCCGUGCGCUCGCUCGCGGCCAAGAUCGCGCCGGAGAAAGGGAAGCGGGCGUCCGUGGCCUCCGCCGUGUCCGCUGAUCUCGACUCCGCGGUGCCCGCGCUCCUCUCCUUCGCCAAGGGCGGGCCGGGCGCUGGCGCGCGCGUCGACGCCGUGAGGGUCCUGGCGACCGUAGCUCCGGAGCUGGUCUCUUACCUUACCGGGGAUGAUGGCACGGAGAAGAAGCGCGACAGGGUCAGUAUGGCGGUGGAGGCACUGGCCGCCGUCUUGUCCGCGGACGGGAUCGCGGAGGAGGCCAGGGAGGCCCUCGUUGUGGCUCUUCUCGCCGAGGAUCUGGGCCGCCUCGUGACGACGCUGCUCGGCGCGGGCGCGAACGGCGCCACGGUCCUUGAGGCGAUCCUGACGUCGCCCGUGGCGGACGCGGACGCAAAGACCGCCAUCGCCGACAGGCCGGAGCUAUUCCCGGACCUCGUGCGGAUCCUCAGGGACGCCGCGUCGCCGGCGGCCAUCCGGUGCAUGGCCGCGGCGGUGCAGGUCCGCGGCCGCCCGGCGCGCGCGUCGAUGGUGCGGGCCGGGGCCAUCCCGGCGCUGGCGCUGGCCGUGGCGGCCGCGCCCACGGCCGCCGCGGAGUCCGCGCUGCGGCUGCUGGCGGAGGCGGCGCGGUGCGGCGACGGCAAGGCGGCCAUCGCGGCCGACGCCGCGGAGGUGGCGGCCGCCGUGAUGGGGCGGAUGAUCCGGGUGGGCCCGACGGGGCGGGAGGCCGCCGUGGUGGCGCUGUGGCUGUGCUGCUGCGCGGGCGGCGGGGACCGGAGGAUGCGGGAGGCCGUGGCGUCCGCGCCGGAGGCGGUGGGGAAGCUGCUGGUUGUGAUGCAGGGGGACUGCGCCCCGACCACGUCGCGGAUGGCCGGCGAGCUGCUGCGGGCGGUGCGGAUGGAGCAGGAGAAGAAGGGCAUGGCCGCCGCCUACGACAGCCGCACCAUCCAUGUCAUGCCGUACUGAUGGUGGAUGGAUCCGGCAGGAACGCGCCGUCGCCCUCUGCAGUCACCUAGCUCGCAGCUGUUGUAAUACUACAAUCUGUAGCGGUGUAAGUAUAAAUUGUAGGGGAUCGGAGUGGAACGAAUCAUGUGUUGGCUGCUUGCAAAUAUGCUGCUUGCAUCAGGGAAUUGAGAAAGAAUCAUUGUAGAAGCUCGAAUAAGAACGAAGAAUUCGUCGCGCUUGGCAGACGUGCACAAUUCUGGCAUGGCUCUGGCUUGUUGGAGACGAAGGCACAAAGUCAAAAUGAAGAAAGAAUGACAGUUUGCACAUGCGAUUCUA
Messenger RNA from Sorghum bicolor (sorghum), 1822 nucleotides. Its product is annotated as U-box domain-containing protein 29. Gene Ontology annotation, molecular function: ubiquitin protein ligase activity. NCBI's taxonomy places the organism in Eukaryota, Viridiplantae, Streptophyta, Magnoliopsida, Poales, Poaceae. The transcript has a single exon. Gene Ontology annotation, biological process: protein ubiquitination. Bases 134 to 1507 code for a protein of 457 amino acids. The record is from RefSeq and is a predicted model, not a curated record.